AUGGCGACACCGCCGCCGCUGGCGGUGGAUGUGCGCUGCGCGGGCUGCGGUGAGACGCUGGAGGUGGAAAACGGGACCACCGACUUCGCACGCCCGGGCUGCGGCGCCGCGCAGCGCCUCCCUCCGGAGCUCAUGCCGCCGCCGCCGCGCCCGCGCCGCGCCAUCCCUCUGCCGGCGGCGGCCGGGCGCGCGGCUGCUGCGGCGCACGACCGCCCGCGUGCCGUGCGGCUGCACCGGUGCCCUACUCACCGCGCCGCCGGGGCUUGGAGGCUGCGCCUGCCCAAUCUACGGCGUCAGCGGCCUCCAGAGCCUCAGGAUCUGUCUGAGACAGCUGGAUGCAGUGAGCAUGUACCACCUAGUGAUGACAUGGAUGCGGAAGAUGCUUCUCCAACAAAAAUGAAAGAUCCUGAGACGGGACUGUGGUUCACACCACAGGAGUACCAAGUCUUCGCCAAGCUCCGGACACGCACCUUCGAACAUACCAAGGAGGACUACCCGGGCUUGAGGCGGGAUAUGCACCAGUUCACCCAUCAACUGGGUGAGAUGCGUGUGGAACAGCAGGCCACAUGUGUAACCGCCAACUCAUCACGGCCAGGCAGCGUGAGCAAACCCACAACUGGGGAGCUUUCUGGGCGUACCACGGGAUGGAUCCACCGAAUCCACCACAACCAUGAGCAAAAAGAUAAGCUUGGGGGAGGUUCCCUCCCCCACUAA
This is a messenger RNA of Miscanthus lutarioriparius, 714 nucleotides long. NCBI's taxonomy places the organism in Eukaryota, Viridiplantae, Streptophyta, Magnoliopsida, Poales, Poaceae. The record is from the annotation of a GenBank genome assembly.